GUGGGUCAGGAAGUGACCCCAGGAUUUGAGUCAGGGUUCUGCAGGGGGGCUGACAAGACACCCAGAGGGGGGAUAUAGGACUGUGGGAAUGGGACUGGGAGUUGGGGGGUCUGGGGGACACUGGGGCAUCCAGGAAUGACCCCAGGAUUUGGGAUCAGGCUCCAGGACAUGCUUGGGGGGUCUCCUGGCCAAGGCUGCCCCCACUCUCCCUGGGUUAAUCCCACUCUUCCUCCCCAGCCCCUCCCCAAGGAAGCCUCCCCAUGUCCCGCCAGGUCCCUCAGAUUACCCUCAGCAUCCCAUUUGUGUCCCCUCAGCAUCCCCUGGUGUCCCCCAGUGUUCUCCCUGUGUCACACAGUCUGUCCUCUCUCUCCCUUCUAUGUCCCACACUGGUCCUUGUGGACUCUUUUCUCCAUGGCCUUCUGAAUUCAGACCCUGGCACUGCUGGCAAUGACCGUGGCCACUGCGGCCAUCAAGGUGGUGCCCCUGGACAUGGCCCAGAACUCCUUUGAUGACCAGUACCUCAACUGUGGCCCUGCCAUGACUGAGGCCUUGCUGGCCCUCAAUGGCUCCGAGUUCCAGGAGAACAAGGAGUUUUCCCAGGCCUGGGAGAAGGCCACGGCCGAGUGGCAGAAGCGGGGCUCCUAUUCAUCCCCUCUGUCCCCAGCCCAGGCCAUCGCCCUCAUGGCCUACACGAUGAAGUCCUUGUAUAAGCCGUUCAAUGGAGCCGUGCACGAGGCUGGACACUCCUGCCAGGAAUACCGGGACAACUUCCACUUCAAAACGCUGCAUUUCCUGCUGACCCAGGCCCUCCAGAAGCUGAGACGCCCUAAAAAGUGUCCGGACGUAUACCCGGGGGUGAAGGAUGUCCAGUUCAAUGCAAAACGUGGUGAGAAAGUUCGCUUUGGUCAAUUCACUUCGUCGUCGGUGGACAAAAAGGUGGCCCAGGGUUAUGGAACAGACACGAUGUUCCAGGAGCACACAUGCCAUGGUGCUGACAUCCAGAAUUUCUCCUUCAAUCAAAGUGAGAAGGAGGUGCUGAUCCCGCCCUUUGAGAUCUUUGUGGUCACUGAUGUCAACAUUAAAAGAAGCACG
Molecule: messenger RNA, 1092 nt
Organism: Haemorhous mexicanus (house finch)
Lineage: Eukaryota; Metazoa; Chordata; Aves; Passeriformes; Fringillidae
Product: NAD(P)(+)--arginine ADP-ribosyltransferase 2-like
Exons: 1
Molecular function (GO): NAD+-protein-arginine ADP-ribosyltransferase activity; NAD+ poly-ADP-ribosyltransferase activity
Source: RefSeq, a predicted model, not a curated record